Messenger RNA from Anolis sagrei ordinatus, 3165 nucleotides. The record is from RefSeq and is a predicted model, not a curated record. NCBI's taxonomy places the organism in Eukaryota, Metazoa, Chordata, Lepidosauria, Squamata, Anolidae.
GUGGUGGUGGUGCCCUCUCCUCCUCCUCCUUCUUCCUCUUCUUCCCUCAGGACACACAGAGAGGAACAAGCUUGAAGUUUAACACGUGAAGGUUAGUGACAUCAUGACAACGAUUCGGCAGAGAAAGGGAACAAAAUCCACAGAAGUUGCAGAAGAAUGUCAAUCACAAGAGAAGAACUGGAAACUUAAUGGGAAAAUUGUCCCUGGUGGGAAACUUUGGAAAAAACUUUCGCCCCUUGUUGGUGGAAUCAUUGGCAUUUCCCUCGCAGUUCUUACUUCCGUUUACGUUGCUACAUUGCACGAAAAUGACCUGUGGUUUUCCAACAUCAAGGAGGUUGAGCGAGAGAUUUCUUUCAGAACGGAGUGCGGCCUCUACUACUCCUACUACAAGCAGAUGCUGCAGGCACCGUCCAUUCAGCAAGGUUUAUAUGGCUUGAUUUAUGACAAUAAAACGGAAUCCAUGAGGACAAUUAACAUACUUGAAAGAAUGAAUGUUUACCAAGAAGUAUUCCUCAGCAUCCUGUAUACAGUUUUUCAAGUGAAGAAUUUUUUAGAACCUGUGUAUUUUUAUAUCUAUACGGUGUUUGGCCUUCAGUCGGUGUAUGUCCUGGCACUUUAUGGAACCAGCUGGCUUCUCAGUGGAACCUGGCUUUCCGGUGUAUUAGCGGCCUUCUGGUACAUCACAAACAGAAUAGAUACGACUCGUGUGGAAUUCACCAUUCCGUUAAGAGAGAACUGGGCCCUGCCGUUCUUCGCUGUUCAGACAGCGGCAAUUACAUUCCUGUUCAGGACUCAUUUACGACCUACUCAUGAAAAGCUGACACUGGCAGCAUUGUUUAUAUCAACCUCACUCUUCAGUUUGGCUUGGCAGUUUAAUCAAUUUAUGCUGCUGAUGCAGGCCUUGGUGUUGUUCACUCUCGACUCUCUGGACCUGCUUCCUAGCAAAAAGGUUACCUGGAUCUAUGUGAUACAAGUGGCUAGUUUGCUUCUUGUCUGCCUUCUGCAGUUCUUCAACUCCAUGAUAGUCGGAUCACUGCUUAUAAGCUUUAAUAUAUCUGCCUUGUUAGCCAGAAAACUACAGAAUAACCUGAAAAUUGGCGGCUUGUUCAGCAGACUUGGAAAGCUUUUCCUCCAUAUUCUCUUAGUGCUAAGUUUGACAUUUCUCGGAAAUAAUUUUAUCAAGAAAGUUCUUAACCUGGAAUCGGAUGAGCAUAUCUUUAAAUUUCUGAAAGCGAAAUUUGGAUUUGGAGCAACAAGAGACUUUGAUGCCAAUCUGUACCUGUGUGAAGAAGCUUUUGGUCUCUUGCCUUUUAAUACUUUUACGAGACUUUCUGACUCAUUGGUUUUCUACCCUUAUAUAUUUGUGGUUGUUGUGAUGACGAUAACAGCUGCUGCUGUUGCUUUUCAAAAUCUGAGUGGUUCUGCAAAUGCCAGAUACGCAGAAAGGCAGCAAAAAUGGCCAACGCAGCUGAAACCUGGUGUUGCUUACAACUUAGGGCAUACCAUCCUGUUUGGAUUGCUCGCUUUGAGCACAAUGCGGAUGAAGUACCUUUGGACAUCGCAUAUAUGCGUGUUUGCAGCUUCUGGUUUGUGCAGUGGUGACAUGUGGGGCCUGGUCUUGAGAUUCCUCCAUCUGUACACACCACAAAGGGUGUCUGUGAUUCGAUAUUUAACACCAGUGCUCAUAUUACUCUAUCUUUGUUACAAGUUCUGGCCUGGAGUGAUGGCUGAGCUGUCAGAGCUGAGGGAGUUCUAUGACCCAGACACAGUGGAGCUGAUGAACUGGAUUAAGAGCAACACCCCCAAGAAAGCAGUGAUUGGUGGAAGCAUGCAACUCUUAGCAGGCGUCAAACUGUGUACGGGCCGGGUUUUGACCAACCACCCCCAUUACGAAAACAAAAGCCUGAGAGAACGGACAAAGCAGGUGUAUCAAGUGUAUGCAAAAAGAUCUCCUGAAGAUGUCCACAGAAUCCUCAGGUCAUUUGGGACGGACUUUGUAAUCCUGGAGGACAGCAUUUGUUACGAAAGAAGGCACAGCAGGGGCUGCCGACUGCGGGACCUUCUUGACAUUGCAAAUGGCCACAUUAUGGAUGGUCCUGGGGAAAAUGAUCCUGAUCUGAAACCGUCACCAUAUCCUCGCUUCUGUGAGGAAAUCAAAAGAAACCUGCCUCCAUAUACAACGUAUUUCACGAAAGUAUUUCAUAACAAAACAUUCCACGUUUACAAACUUGCGAGACAUAAAAAAACGACAUAGAUUUGCUCUGGUUGUGGUAGAAAAUCCUACGCGUUAACAAAACGGCUUGGAUUUUUUUUGAAAUGGGAUGAUACACUGGUUCAUGUUUACUUCGUAAUUACUGUGACGAUUUUUAAGUGUCUGUGUCAGUAACAUUAUUUGUCAAGGGAAUGUGAGACUGGUUCGCAGAUGCCACUGGUAUGGACACUGCCAUUGAUGUGCAGGUUUUUAAUGAGUUCUAACAUCCCAGAUACAAUUCUGUUUGUGACUCCUUUCUUCAGGAUGGUUGGUGGUUGUAGACGCCACAUCUCUACCGAUGCUGGAUGUGCAGAGAAGGGUUGUGAGCCCAAGACAUAUUCCUACCUCCAGGGUGUGCGGAACCUGUUUAUGGGGCCUAUAUGAACCUACUGUGAUUUCGUUGCUUUGAAUUACUAACAGGGGCAUUCUACUCAAGAUUCUGGUUUGGUAGAGCAGUCUUCAGACACCACUGGCUUGUUGCUUCCGCUUCUUUUUCCUACUGCAUUCUGGGGAACCCUUAAAAAGGUUUCCCCUUUGUAUUAUGUCUAAUCGUGUCCAACUCUGUGAGGUGGUGCCCAUCUCCAUUUCUAAGCCGAAGAGCCGGCGUUGUCCAUAGACACCUCCAAGGUCAUGUGGCCACGGGCAUGACUGCAUGGAGCGUUGUUACUUUCCCACAGAAGUAUUGAUCUAUUGCAUGUUUUCAAACUGCUAGGAUGGCAGAAGCUGGGGCUAACAGUGGGAGCUCACCCCACUCCCCGGAUUUGAACCACCAACCUUUUGGUCAGCAAUUCAGCAGCUCAACGGUUGCACCACCAGGGACUCCUAGGGGAACGCUAGGGAUUUGCAAAAUUAUUGUAGGGAUUUCACUAAAAAUUUUCAAAAAUGGAUUUUAAAAUAAAACUCUACAAAGCCAA